CUAAAACGUUGUUUGCCAGAGCGACAUUUCCGUUGGCAUAUUCAGAAUGUGUGCUGCUAAUUUAGAAACCACAUCUUUGGACUAUGUCCAUGAUUAUACACAGUUCCAGAAGCAUGACCAGGAGAUACGCAACCUCAUCAAGCUUGAGUUGGAGGAAAUGUCAAAGGACAAAGACUACAAUGUGCAACAUCAGACUCGUUUAGAUGAAGUUUUUGACCAGCAAAAUUUAUAUGUAUCCCCCUUUUCCCGUGAUAUUGCUAGCAGAAACGUGGAGGUGAGCGAAAGCUUCACUUUGGGAGGAGUUGACCUUGGCCGGUACCAGGAAGACAGUGAAAGAGAUCCGGUGAGGCUCCAAGUAAUCAUCACCUACCACCAGAUGCACCAGAAUUCCCUUCGGGCGUUGGACCAGCAAUUGUCUCACGCAUCGCAGGAGAUCCUUCGGACCGCAGCCGGUACGGUUGAAAGCUCCGAACAAAGCCUCCAGAGCGUGAACGCACAGAUCGAAGAGGUGAAUAAGGAAAGGUAUGAGCUACAGACUCGGUUUAAAUCCACACAUGAGUACUUGCAGGCGCAAUGGGAGAAGUCUAUUAAGAACGUGGUUGAUAUGGGUGUCGAAAGCUCGCGGUUGGAGUUCGAACAGAUGCACCUGGAAUAUAUGGAGCUUGCUGAUGGAGUUGACAGCACGGAGCCAGAAUUAAAGAAGCAGAGAGUAGCGUGAGGAUGCUAACGCUAUUUACUUGAUAAGCCUUAAGGCUUGAAAGAAGGAUACGAAUCUAUUUAAUCAGCUUCAGAAGCAACAUUGUUGAAAGUGAGCCAUUAUGAUCCCAUGUUUCUCCAUUAUAAUGAAUUUAUGAAUCUAGCACUAUGUAAGUUCAAUUUC
Babjeviella inositovora NRRL Y-12698 is the source of this 880-nucleotide messenger RNA. RefSeq lists its product as uncharacterized. The record is from RefSeq and is a predicted model, not a curated record. Bases 47 to 718 code for a protein of 223 amino acids. Lineage: Eukaryota; Fungi; Ascomycota; Pichiomycetes; Serinales. The transcript has a single exon. Gene Ontology annotation, biological process: mRNA processing.